Momordica charantia (bitter melon) is the source of this 471-nucleotide messenger RNA. RefSeq lists its product as uncharacterized. The record is from RefSeq and is a predicted model, not a curated record. Lineage: Eukaryota; Viridiplantae; Streptophyta; Magnoliopsida; Cucurbitales; Cucurbitaceae.
AUGGCCUUCCCAACCUUCCUCCCCAUUCUCCUCGCUCUCGCUGUCUCGCUCCCCACCCCCUCAGUUUGUGCAGAGGAGAUUCCGGGCCAAGUUGUGACAGAAGCAUUGAGAUGUUUUGACAAUAAAUUUAUAUAUAAUGGGUGUGACAGUGGUUAUAGAUUGAACCCAAGUGGGAGUUUCAAUGUCCCUCCUGAAGCUACCAAUCUGUUCUGCAGCGGACCGUGCUUGGUGGAAACACGACUUGUGCUCGACUGCCUCGACGACGCAUUUGGAAACUUCUUGUUUUACAACAAAGCCAUGGCGCAAAACGUCCGUAAUGCCCUCCGCGCCGGCUGCAGCUACUCAAGCCAAAGAGGGAACUUCAAUCCAGGAUUGUUCAUGCAAGGUGAAAUCAGCAAAGCCCACAGCUUCCAAAAAUGGCUCACCUAUUGUAUUAUUUUGCUUGUUGGAUGUUGUUUUUUCAUCUUAUAA